Molecule: messenger RNA, 465 nt
Organism: Ilex paraguariensis (yerba mate)
Lineage: Eukaryota; Viridiplantae; Streptophyta; Magnoliopsida; Aquifoliales; Aquifoliaceae
Source: the annotation of a GenBank genome assembly
AUGGUGUUGGGUCCAGCUAACACUUUUUCCGGGGUACAAUGUUACAAUAAGGCCACCGAUUUUGGUGGUACUAGGAUAUACCUAAAAUUGCCAGGAUUAUCACAAACCAGGAUUGUGAAUUCCUACUUGGAUUAUAUUAGACUUAGUGCUGAAGACGCUCUGCAACUUCACAUUUCAAGUAGUUUUUUUCUCGCUGAUGCAUUUAUUCUCUUCAAAUCAAUAAAUGGUGUCGUGAAUGGGGUGAAUAUUGUUGAUAACAUGUUUUCUGGAUCAAAUAAAGGGGUUGAAAUUGUUCAGUUGGAUCAAACAAAUAGGGCUUUUAAAGAGGUUGAUCAAGUUGUUAUUGAUAGAAAUAAUGCGAGGGGUAUGGAAGUUAAGGCCACGGUGGCAAGAAGAACUAUGCAGGGGAAUGGAGCUCAUGGACAAUUGACCUCAAUUCAAUUCUUCUAUUUUCAGACCUUGUAA